Messenger RNA from Blepharisma stoltei, 5359 nucleotides. Lineage: Eukaryota; Ciliophora; Heterotrichea; Heterotrichida; Blepharismidae. The record is from the annotation of a GenBank genome assembly.
AUGGCAUCAGAAUUCACUAUAUUGAACCGAGAGUUUUGGAUGCCUGAUUAUUCAGGUAAAACUUGCUUUAAGUGCGAAAAGCCGUUUAACGCUGUAAGAAGGAGACACCAUUGCAGAUAUUGUGGCUUGAUUUUUUGUGCAAACUGCUCAUCUCCAAAAAAGCAGUUGGAAAAUGGGAAUUGAAUCUACAGGUCAUGUGAGAAAUGCUUAUUCCAAUAAGACUGUAUUGAAAAAAUCUAUUUGGCAAUAAAUUGAAAUUAGAAAUAUAAAAUUUACGUUUUAGAGCUAAAGCUGCUUAAAUUUAAUAGAAUAAGCUAGAGCUUUAUUUAUAUUUAACAAUUUUUGCUAUAAUAUUUUUUGUAUUCAGAAAUUUUUUGUUGGAAGAAUUUCCUAAAAAAAUAUAUAUUUUUUUCAUAGACUUUUUUUCUUUAUAGUGGAGAAGUUAGUUAUGCUUCAGACACCAAGACCAAGGCCUUCUAUGCACCUUGCAACCCCUUCGAUGACUAGCCCUGAAAUAUUGCUUAAAAUGAACGAAGACUCCAAGUUGCAAGAAUCAUCUGAAUUAAAAUCCAAAUUUAUUGAAAUUAAGAGAACUGAAUCAAAAGUAAAAGACUUGCUAUCAGAAUUGACAACAGACUACCAUAAAGGCUUCAAUGAAUACUCCAAUGAAUUCUUAGAAACCAGAGCCCAAGCUCUGCUUUUAGAAUUAGGAAUCAAUCAGGCUUGAGAAUCCACCAUUAUUAAAAUUGUAAAGCAAAUUGUCAGCACUCUCUGUCCUUCCAUCAGAUACAGGCAAGAUGCUAUGAGUAUUGCCUCUUAUUUGAAAUUUGUUCUAGUAAAAUAUUCUGACGAUUCCUUAACGAAAUACAUAAAUGGAGUCAUUAUAAAGAAAAACACUGCAAAUAAAAGGAUGACCAAGGCUUUCGACAAGCCUAAACUUUUGAUACUCUCAGGAUCCGCUGACUUUGGCGGCUCAGAAAAAAAGUUAGUCGCAAUGCAUAAACUUGUAGAUCAGGAAGAAAAUUAUACAAAAAUCAUGGUAAAAAAAAUAAAAAGCAUGGGGCCGAAUAUAAUUUUGAUAGAAAAUAGUAUGCCGUUAAACGCUCUAAACGAGCUGAUAUCGUUAAAUAUCGCGACUUUUGUAAAAGUGAAGCUGAAAGAUUUGGAAUUGGUCGCUAGGUGCACAUUGGGGAAAGUUUUAAAUUCGCUUGACCAGAGCUCAAAUACAAGUAUUUAUUUAGGAGAUUGUGGGAAGUUUUUUGUGGAGGCCAUUGGAAAAGAAAAUUACGCUCAUUUUAUAGAUCCUGAGUACCCCACACUUGUGAGCACGAUUAUUUUGUCUGGGCCGAGCAUAGAAAUGCUGAAAAAAAUUAAAAUUGCAAUUAAAAGACUAUCCGUAGAGUACAGAAAUAUUAGAAUUGAAAGAAGUUUUCUGAUCCAAGGGUCAGUAAAUGUAGUUCCUCAUAUCUUCAUUAAUUUUUAUGCAACAAAUGCAGACUAUAAAAUGAUUUCUGUUUGCCAAAAUAAAAUUUGCCAUAAGACUAGAAAGCUGAAUUUAGAUUUCUAUGGGAAAAAUGAUAGAACCUUGGGUGAAUUUUUAUCAAAUGCUUCCAAAACAAUCGAUGAUUUGUGUGAAUAUGAAUGUGGGCAGCCUUUGAAAAAUCACGUGUUUUACUAUAUUAAAGGAGACAGAAGAGCAAAAUUGGUGAUUUCUAAAUCAAACUCGGGGAGUAAUGAUGAAAUCGUUAUGACAAGAGCAUGCAAGCAUUGUAAAAAAUUAGAUGAAUGCUCAGUUUUGUUGAGUAAGGCGACUUGGGAGUACUCUUUUCAUAAAUUUAUCUACAAUUUUUUCAUUAAAGUCGCUAUUUUUGGAAAUAGUCUAUCUUAUCUUACUCCCCUCCCCCCUUUAAAUUGGAACUAAAAAAUUUUGUUUCAAUUUAAAGGGGGGUUAAGAAAAUUUUUUUAAAAAAAAAAAUCAUUAUAAAAUGUUUUAUAAAAACAAAUUUAUAUAAAAUUUAAAAAAAUAAAUUUCAAAAAUUUAUCGAAUUAGAUUAAUAAAUUUGUUUUAAUAAAAUGCUAUUUACUCUUUAUCCUUUAAAACAAAGCAAGAUAUAACUAAAAUUUUAUUAUUAAUUAAUACGCCAAUAUUAAUUGGUAUCAAAACUAUUUACACAAAAAUUAUUAUUUUUUUUUGAUAUAAAAAAAAUAUUUUAGAAAAUUUAUUAAUCAAAGUGCUAAUUUUGUUUAAAUAAGAUGUUAUUUAUACUCUAUUCUUUAAAAUAAAGCAAGAGAUAAGUAAAUUUUGAAUUUUUGGAAAGAAUUCGUAUUAAUUUAUAUCAAAGCUAUUUAAAUAAAAAAUAUCAUUUUUAUCAAAACAAAUAAAAUUUUUUUGAAAAAUUUUUUUAAAAAAUUUACAAUUAAGGAUAAUAAAUUUAUUUGAAUAAGAUGCUCUUUAUACUCUAUUCUUUAAACAAGAGCAGUAUACAACUAAAUUUUUAAUUUUAGUUAAGAAGAAACAUUUAAAUUAUAUCGAAACUUUUUACAUAAAAAUUAUGAUUUAUAUAUAUAAAAUUUUUUAUUAUAAAAUUAAAUUUUGUUCCAAUUUAAAAGGGGGUUAAUUUACCAAAAAAGUGGAAAUUUUACCUAUAUUUUGUUCCAAUUUAAAGGGGGGGAGUUAGGUAAAUAAUGAAUAUUAAUAGAAAGUGUAAAAGUUAGUUCUAUUUAUCCAUAAAAGAGUAAGAUGUCACCAUGAUUUCUAUUCAUCAAGAUUUAUAUUUUAUCUGUCUGGAGCUCGCAUUUUUAUAGAAAGAGAAGAAAAUCCAAUUUAUGAGCUUGUUCCUCAAUUGACUAGCUUUGAGUAUGCCAGCCAAUCGUUAGAAAGCGACUUCAAUCAGCUUAAAUCAACCGUAAAAUCAGUUCUUGAUCAACUUGACCAUAUAGAUAGAGAUCUUACUCCCCCCCUCCGUGAGUGAACAAAAAAAUUUUGUUCAUUCACGGAAGGGGUUAAUUUUUUUUUUUAAAAAAAAUUUAUAUAUAAAUUUUAUAGAAAAUUUUUUUUUCGAAAUUUUAAAAAAAAUCCUAAUUUGCAUAAAUUGGGAAACAAAUAUUAAUUUAAUUUAUAAAAUUUAUAUUUUAAAAAGCAAUUCGUUUAAAAUUAAACAGAAUUAGCUCUAGAUUUCAUUGUACUAAUUAUCAAUUAUAUAUCAAAUUUUUUUUCAUAAAAAAUUAUUUCUAUUAAAAAAAUUUUUGUUCACACACGGAGGCAAAAAAUAGGAUUUUUCUAAUGGUUUUGUUCACUCACGGAGGGGAGGAGUUAGAGAAAAAAUCAAAAGAGAGGGCCAAGAAGAAGAAACUGAAUGGGACGUGCUACGUGAAAAGGCUAACAGCAUUAAAGAAGCAAUUGAUAAAACUACAAAUAAGCUCAUGAAAUCUCAGCUUUCAUCUUAUCCAAGUCAGCUUUGCCUUGAAAACUAUAAGCGAAGCUUAUUUUUUAAAUGUUGUGAUAUUAUGGAUUGAAAAUUUUUUUCUAGGAUUCCACUUUUUAAUAGUAUAAAAAUGCUUAUAAUACUGAAAUCCCAGAAUAAACAUAAAUUCAUAAGAAAAUUUCCAAUCUAUUAUAUAAAGGUCCAACUUGAAACUACUAUAAACAAUAUUCUACGCAUUAAACUGGGCUACAAACUAGCAGAACCAGAAACAAUCCGAAUUAGAGAAAUGGCAAUUGAUGCAAACCUCAGCCUAAAAACCCUAGAAGAGCCUACAUCAGUUUUUCUCUCAGCUGAGCCUUUUAGUGAAAAAGAUGCUUUCCUUGACAGCCCUUCAUUUAAAACCCUAAGAAACGGAGCAAUGACACUGCCAUUAGGACAAGGCGGACAAUGGAUAUCAGUAGAAGAAAAAGAUAGGCUCUCAAUUGUAGCUUAUACAUUGAACUCUAUCUCAUAUCAUCAGAGUAUCAUAAAUAAAGAAGCUCAAGAAGAUUUUAAUGAAUAUUUUGAAAAUGAAUUAUUGUCAACUCCAGACCCUCAUUUUGUAUUUGAGGUUUCCAACUAUGAAGAGGCAAAAAGGAAAGAGGACUUGAGGAUUUUGUAUGGAGAAAGGCUAACUAUAACAGUCACUGUUUAUUUUGCUAAAAAAUUUGAAGCGCUCAGGAAAGCUUGGUAUGGACUUGGUGAUGAAUUUUUACAGUCAAUUAUAAGAUCCGAAAGGCUCGACGACUUGCCAGGCAAGCGAAGGAGCUUUAUUUCGCAUGAUAAAAGGUUCAUAUUAAAAGUCUUGAGUGAGUCUGAAUUUGCUAUGUUCUUAGAGCUAGCCCCGAACUAUUUUAGACAUAUGUACAAGCAUUGUUUUAAAGGAAUGCCUUCAAGGCUCAUGAAAACGGUUGGGGGCUACAAAAUUAAAGUCACAAACCAUAGCACUGGGUGAACCAGAAACGAAUAUCUUAUAUUGAUGCAAUAUUUAAGGUAUCAAAUGCCUGAAGACUCAGAAAGUUAUGAUCUUAAAGGGGUAAGCAAAUAUUGCCAGGAAAUUAAUUAAAUUAAGAUUCUUAACGUCUUCCAGAUUUGAUGCUUCCGCAUGCUUCAAUUAGCACCACCCUGCUUGCCGGGUGGAAAUUCAGCCGCUAUUUAGAACAGUGAUCUUCUUAAGGAGCAGGGCUUGCACUCGAUCUCCAAGAUUCUCGAUGGGCUAGAAAGACGCUCUGUCAAUGCGCCAUCUGGUGCUAUGGAGGUAAAGGUUGCCCAGAUACCUCCUGUCAAUCGCCAUUGGGAGAUGUGACACCCAGGAAAAAAGAACUGCGUACCCUCCGAGUCGGAAAGGAAAGAAUCAGUGGCCCAAAAAAAUCCUGAUGACAAAUACUGGAAUGACUGCAGCAAGGCCACCCCCAUAUGGCAGCCAUACAGCUAUCUUAGGGUUAGAAUCAAAGGGCCUGGGCGUUGGCUUAGGCUAUAAUGCCGUUUUGGCGUCCACAGUAGUGCGUUUUCGGUAAGGAUAUAUUUUCUCGCCACCACCAUAGUAAUUAUUCCAGGAAAAAGGAAAGGUUGAUUUGAGCUUUUUAGAAGACUUUAGAGGGUUGCCUAUUUGUUUGAAUCAAGAAAUGAGCGAAGUUCUGAAUGCUGGGAUUUGGAAUGAUACUAUACUCUUAGCAAAACAAAACAUCAUUGAUUAUUCACUCUUAUUGGUGGUUUCGAAGUCAGAAAAGAAAGUGGCUGCUGCAAUUAUGGACUAUUUCCAGCUAUGUGAUUUAAAUAAAGCAAUCACAGGAAAUGCUUUGAAAGAAGACUCCAAUCCACCUUUGCUGCCACUUGCAUAUAAAGAAAGGUUUAGGCUUAUGAUCACCCAAGGCUAUUUUUGUUGUGCAGAAUAA